AUGGGCUUCAAAUGUCUUGUCUCUUUCAACCAAGCUCUGAUAUCAAAACAAUUAUGGAGACUGCUCAAGAACCCUGACAUCCUGAUGUCCAAAGUCCUCAAAAGUAAGUACUAUCCUAGCUGCUCUCUGUGGGAAGCUCAACACAAAACUGCUGACUCAUGGUUAUGGAGUACCUGGUUGAAAUCAAGAAACUUCCUCAGAAAGGGUGUCCUUCAAAAUGUUGGUGAUGGUUGUAACACAUCCAUUUGGUCAGAUCCUUGGCUUGCAGGUACCCCAAACCUCUCUCCAUCCUCUGGUUUCAUUUCUGAUAGACUGAAAUUGAACAAGGUCAGUGACCUUAUGUGUGCUGAUGGCUCCACCUGGGACCAAGAUCUGAUUGAACAAUCUUUUAGCCCUGAAGAAGCUUCUCUUAUUCUGAACACUCCCUUGUCCAGAAAGGGCCAGAAGGACCUGUUAUAUUGGCAUCCACACAAGAAGGGUAUCUUUACUGUGAAAUUUGCAUACUCUCUCAUUCUUGCAUCCAAAAAAACCCUGCCCAUACUCCCUGAAUCUAGCAGCACCAAAUCCAUUGAGGCAAAGGGCGCGACCGAACUUGCUGACGUGUUCCGCAGGUUCUAG
This is a messenger RNA of Striga hermonthica, 618 nucleotides long. The record is from the annotation of a GenBank genome assembly. Lineage: Eukaryota; Viridiplantae; Streptophyta; Magnoliopsida; Lamiales; Orobanchaceae.